AUGGCAGCCUCCCAAAGUGAAGUCCUCAAACUCGCAAACGCGUGUCUUUACGUCUUCCACAACCGGGACGAAGCAUCUCGCGUCAAGACCACCACAGACAUUUUCCACCCCGACAUCACCAUGUACGAGCAUGAUCGCGUGACAACGGGGUAUGAAGGCCUUGAAAGGCGGAUGAAGGAAUUGAUUGCAGGGAACGAAUUCGAGUUCACAGCUGCUUCGGAGCCGGUCGUAAAUCAUGGUCUUGUGUGCAUUGAUUGGGCAUUUGGGCCGCCUGCGGGAGAGCCGGUGCUGAGGGGAACAGACAUCACCUUGAACGAGGAUGGGAAGAUAAGGAAGCUUUGGGUCAAUUUCAAACCAUGA
Molecule: messenger RNA, 360 nt
Organism: Exophiala xenobiotica
Lineage: Eukaryota; Fungi; Ascomycota; Eurotiomycetes; Chaetothyriales; Herpotrichiellaceae
Exons: 1
Coding region: 1-360 (119 amino acids)
Source: RefSeq, a predicted model, not a curated record